Lepisosteus oculatus (spotted gar) is the source of this 9828-nucleotide messenger RNA. RefSeq names its product nucleolar protein 4-like b (gene nol4lb). NCBI's taxonomy places the organism in Eukaryota, Metazoa, Chordata, Actinopteri, Semionotiformes, Lepisosteidae. The record is from RefSeq and is a predicted model, not a curated record.
CCCCCUCUAAAAUAUGCGCUUUUAAAAAAGAAAAGAAAAUAAAAACACGGUUUGAGCCGCGCGUUGUAAUUCAUCUCCGCUGUAUGCGCGUCGCCGUGCUGUUCCUUUCGUGGGACGGGCACCUCGCUUUGUGUCGAUCUGGGAAUUUGGGUUUCGCACUUCCUGUUGAAUUUCGUGGUGAUUCUGGUCCUUAAUGCUUUGGAGCGGGUAGCACAGAUAUAGGCUACGCUUUUCCCUCAGCCCCUUCAGUGCUGCGAUUGAGUAUUUUUGCGAAGACCAGCGUUUCGUUACUGUACAACAUCGAAUAGGGUCUGAUUCAAACAGGUGGAGUGGGUGGAGUGUGCAGAGGGGUCCUGCUAGUAUUACCAUAUGAACAUGUAUUAUCUGUCAAAUCGCUCCUAGCCCGGCGUCUGGGGGAGGUGCAGCCCAUUUCGGCUGUUCCCAAAACCGCUCAGUACUCGCCAGCGUGUUACUGCGGCUUCUCCGCGUCAGUUUGGCUUAUUCGGGUUUUUUUUUCCUUCAAAUAACAGCGUGAACAUUUCAGAGACCUCUUAACAUACAGGUGGGAGAUACCCUCUCCUGUAGGACAGCCCCCUUUCUCUGCUGUAACGGAGGAUGUGUGCGGCGGGCAUUUGUCGUUGCGUUUUGGGACAGGAGGGGAAUCGCUAUUGCAAACAGGUGUGAUAGCACACGGAGAGCCGGUUUCCAGGGGAUCGGGGUUACACGCCAGACGCGCAUGGUGCUCAUCCUCUCGGACUAGAGCACCCCUUUUUCUUUUUGGCUUUUUUUGUGUGCUGAAAGGACAUAAAAAAAAAGAGAGGCCGAGCGAUGUCUAAAAAUUCAGCUGUGGAUUUAAUAAGGAGAAGCCCCGUGUCGGAGGGAGAGAUGUUCAGCGAAUUUCAGGACUGGUGCCUCCGGACUUACGGGGACUCGGGUAAAACAAAGACCGUCACCCGGAGAAAAUAUAACAAGAUUCUGCAAACGCUGCUCCAGAGCGACGAGUCGGACGGCGUCUAUAUCGAGAACAACCACAUCAACGCCAAAUUUAAAUUCUGGGUGAAAUCUAAAGGGUUUCAGGUCGGGAGCGGUCACAGCGAGCCGAAGAAAGGCGCAGCGGGGAAGCCUGUACUCUACGUCCCCGUAAAGACAACGUGUGUGGACGGGGUGCCAGGCCAGGACACCUCCUCCCUGAAGCGCGUGGCAGUGGUGGAGGACUUCUUCGACAUCAUCUACGCCAUGCACGUGGAAAUUGGCACCGACCCCAACAAGGCCCCCAAGCACGCUGGCCAGAAGAAGACCUACAAAGCAAUUGCGGAGACGUACGCGUUUCUCCCGAGGGAGGCGGUCACUCGCUUCCUGAUGAGCUGCCACGAGUGUCAGAAGAGGAUGCACGUCAACCCCUGUGGAGUGGAAUCCAAAGAGAAUGACCGCCCCUCCUCCUUGGCUCCAGGAUUAAUUGACUAUAACAUGCCAAUCACCGCUACCUAUCUGAAGCAGAUGAAGCUGCAGUGUAUGAGCACUAAUGAGCAGGAUGAAAGUUCAGUGAGCAGUGAGGAUUUUGAUAUGACCGACCCUACAUGGAUAUCAGCUGAUCACGGUACCACAUCCGACCUAAGCCCCUGCCGAGGAGAGAGAAUGCACAGCCCCCAGAACGCCCACAAAGAGGAGGACGACGACUCCUCCUCUGAGAGCGGCAGUGGGAACGGCCUACCGACCCUCAACCCGCCGGUCCCGGGCAGCGCCGCCGACAGCGCCUCUUACAACGAGGUGAACGGCAACGGCGCGCCGGCGCCGCUGGACUUCAGCACCACCUCCUCCUCCUCCUCCUCCGAGGACCAGCCCGUCAACCUGAGCGAGCGGCUCCCGCCGGGACCGCUCCUCUGUCCCUUCCAGCCGGACGCGCCCGACGGCUUGCGGGGCCGCAGCAAGUACGCCGGCAAAGCCGCGCCCGCAGAGCUCCGGCUGGACUACGGCAACAAGUCUCCUCAGUACAGCUCAGGGAGUUACGACUCGGGGAAGACGGAGGUGAGCGUGUGUCCGGAGGACCUGUCGAUGAGCCGAGCACACACCGCGGACGACGACGACGAUGAUCAUGACGACCACGAGGACAGCGACAAGAUCAACGACUCGGAGGGGAUGGACCCCGAGCGGCUAAAGGCUUUCAACAUGUUUGUGCGUCUCUUUGUGGAUGAAAACCUGGACCGGAUGGUGCCCAUCUCCAAGCAGCCGAAAGAGAAGAUCCAGGCCAUCAUCGAGUCCUGCAGCCGGCAGUUCCCCGAAUUCCAGGAGCGCGCCCGCAAACGCAUCCGCACAUACCUCAAGUCGUGCCGGAGGAUGAAGAAGAAUGGCAUGGAGACGCGGCCCACCCCCCCACACCUGACCUCAGCGAUGGCCGAGAACAUCCUGGCUGCGGCCUGCGAGAGCGAGACCCGCAAGGCUGCCAAGAGGAUGCGGCUGGAUGUGUACCAGGCACACGAUGAACAGAUUGCACUAGAAAAGCAGAGCGCCCGGGAGCCCGCCACUCUUGCGCCCUCCGCCUACUCGCUGGCUGCCUCAGCCUACUCGCAGGACCAGAUCUACAUCAACGGCGGCCUCAACUACAGUUACCGUGGUUACGGGGGUCUGGGAGCCAGCCUGCAACACCCAGUCUCCCUAACAACGGGCACUCCUCAGAGCAACGGUCCCACUGACCUCAGCAUGAAGUCCUUGGCGUCAAACUCAUCCUCGUCCAGCACAAACAGUCGGGGCGUCCCCUCGGCCCAGCUCAGCCCCACGGAGAUCAACGCAGUGCGGCAGCUGAUCGCGGGGUACCGGGAAUCUGCCGCCUUCCUGCUGCGCUCCGCCGACGAACUGGAAAACCUCAUUUUACAGCAGAAUUGAACCUCUCCGGCCCCAUCUCUCCCUGAGGGAAAGGCCCAGGAUUGAGUUUAUACUGGACCUAGCCCCCCCCCCACACACACACACACAUACACACACAAACACACAGCUCUCCCCGAGCCCCCAUCCCAGACCCCCCCAAAACUCCUCUGGUCGAUGUGCCUCCUCUUUCUUUCUGUGGCCCAGGUGUGGGACCCCUCCCUGCCUGUCCAGGGAGGCUCCAGCGGAGAGAGAAAGAGAGCACCAUGGCUGAAAUCACCUCCAGGGCCACUCGCAGCCCUCUGAAAGAGGAAGUUGCCCUGUCUGCGAGAGGAUGGAUCCUUUCUUCCCAUUUCUCUCCCACGAGCUGAGAUAUAUCUACCUAUGGAGCAUUUCUAAACACAAGCUCUCUGAGGGACAGUAGCUGUGCUUGCUGACUGGUUCACUUUCAUUUGAAACGGAUGCUGGUAUUUUUUGCCUGAUGGCUCAUUAUUUACCAGAAGGGGCGCUUCUCAGCAGUCGUUAGCUUCUUUUUGGUGUCUUUGGGGGUCUUUUGGUGCUACAGAGACCACAGUGUGUUACCCCACUGGAAGCGAGAUUGAAUAAACCCUUUUGAAGUUUAACCAAAUACCCCAAAGACAGACCUUUCUAACAUCAACUAAACUUUAUUUCAAGAAAAAAAAAAACAUUUUCAAUGCCAGUUUAGCAGUUUUUCCCUAAGCUACGAAAGGUGUGACCUAUCUUAAAGAUAGCACUAAACGUUUAAGAAACUUUGGAUAGAGGCAAAAAGAAAGGACAAAGAGAGAAAAAAAACUUGCAACAAGCUGUAAAUAUGCGCUCUGUGUAUUUUUAAGCACUUUCCCCUUACUCAGACCUCACAUUCCCCACCAAGUAAUAAAGACUUCAUUUAAGGAGUUACAAAACUUAUGCAUAUGGAACACCAUUUUAUCACAUGGAAAUACCUCAGAUAUAUAUUCGCUCAUAUACCAGUUUUCUGUUGACUCAGAACAGAAAAACAAAAGAAUAAACAGCCCACCUUCUUAAGGGUUCCAGUAACACCAAACUGUUUGAUUUGAUAAUCAGUACAAUAGAUCUUAAAAAUUGGGAUUUUACCAAAGCAGUUUUACAUAUCGUCACUGUGUAUGUAUUCACUGCUUUCGGCAAAUUUGAGAAAAAAAAGGAAAUUUCUUUUGUACAUGUAUUCUCUGCAAUUACACAUCCUUUAAUUUCCAUUAAGAUUAAACAAAAGGACUGGAUGGAACAGGUUCUAAAACAGAACAUUAUGAUUUAGGAAUUGAUCUAAAACUAUGUACCUGCUCAGGAUGGAAGUUUCAGCAGGUGACUGAGGUAUAUUUGUGGUAUCUCCUGCCUGACAGCUUGGUUUCCCAUUUCAGACCAGUCUGACUGGUACAGCUGAACCCUGGUCUUCUAAACUCUGUGCAAAGGGCGUUCUCACCCCUGAGUGGCUCACGACUCGCAGUGCCACCUGUAGAGUGUUUGGAAGACAAUAUAGACACACAGACACACAAACACAUAUGUGCAACUUCGAGGGGCUGCAGUUUCAUCCCGAACGCCCAUCUUGUUGUUGCACAAGAUGGGUUAUAUUCUGGACAUUUGGGGAAGAAUUUCUUGUCUUGUUCUAAGAUGGCCAUUAAUCCAUUUUGCUGCUAUGGACCUGAUGUUUGCCACAGACCUGUAACCUCAACCCAAGACUACAGCCUCCUGCACAACGAGAGGACCUCAGCAACAAUGCUCUUCUGUCUUCGCAAAAACAAAAUCCCUCCUGACAUCUUUCACUGCUCUGCACUGUGGUUAUCGCUCCUUUUGUUUGUUUGUUUGUUUGUUUGUUUGUUUGUUUUUGAGAUUCGUGAUUUUUUUGGGGGGAACUUGCAGCCGAAUGUCAAGCAUCUGAAUGCACAGGGACGAAGAGCCUAGAGACUCUCAGCGACAGAGUGCCGAUGGGCAUCCGGGGACUCAGGGCUGCUCUCGGGACUCCUUUAACAGCUGCAACACCCAAACCGUUUGCCAUCGUUAAACACCUUCGAUCCGUUCACUUUGCGUAGGUGCACUACUGGACCGUGCCAUACUGGGUUACGGGCUGCUCUCCGCUCGCUGCCCCGCGCCGGCUCGUGUUGUUUUCCCCGGCACGGCUACAGUCUCCGGCUGCUUCCCCUCCCGGCGCAGUACAGCUCCCCCCGUGUGAAACCGGACCUCGGCACGAAUCAGUGGGUGUAAACUAGUGCCACUGAAGACAAAAAAACAGGGGUCGCAACAAAAGGCAACACAUCUGUGCUCUUUUAUGUCACUGUAUUAUAUUCCCUUUUGCACAUUUGACAAAGCAAGCCUGUGCUGUUGUUGAAGAUUUUAUGUAUAAAACCUGUUCUCAGUACCAGAGCCUGCUUCAAGGCUGAUUUUUGCACUGGUGAAAGUUAUUGUAUUGAGAUAAUGCAGAUGAUAAUCAAACUAUAUCCGAUUGCUUACAGAAUGGGAGACUGUAGUGUUAAAUAGCGUGAGGCUGCCUAUAAAUAUCGCAGAAGCUUUCGUUGGGGAAAAGUCUUUGACUCAAAAGCCAUUUGUGGAAGUUGCCGUUGAAGAAGGAAAGAUGCUCAGUACUAGAGCUGAGCUCAGGAGAGAGGAGCAGGUGUUUAAGUUGAUUUUAACUGUCAUGCUAUGGAAGCGCCCAGGCUCAAUCACAGCCAGAAAAAAAGUGUUCUGUGUGGGAAUUGCACUGCUGUGUGAGUCUCUGUAUUUUACUGGAUCAAAUGACUUGGAAAUGGGCGUGGUUUCUUUAUUGGCAAUGCAGGUGUACUUGCUACGGCAAGAGAAAAACUGAUUCAUUGUGCAAAGGUCAUGGUUAGACCCCCACAGUAGCAAAAAUCAUCCCUCACGUAUUUGCCUCAUUUUAAAGAAUAUUUUCAGUUUCUCAAUCUUUGCCAUAUUUUCUAGUUUAAUGUGAAAAACAAAAUAAGAAUGGGCCCUUCAAGAAAAUAACAGUAUGUCUAGUUCAGUGCUGGGUGAGGAGAACCAAGUGUUGUUCUUGGACAAGGCCAGGGAUUUCCUGUAUUUAUUAGGCUUGUGAGGGUUCCUGGAAGGAUGUUUGUAAGAGACCUGCUUUCAAGCCAAAACUGAAAGGUGAUGAGACAACAUCAUGAGUGGUCAUUACUGAUUUUGACUUCACUUAAUUUGUUUUGCAUUUGACAAGACUCAUAUUUACUAAAGUUAUCCUUGAUUUGGGAAAGGAUCUUCUAGAUGCGUGUUACCUUUGUGCCGGUGCUGUUCUCCAGCGAUGUGGCUCUGUAGAUCUGCAUUCAGAGUUGUCUCCUGGGCAGAAGGAACAGCUAGCUAAGCUCUUUGCCACAACCCACAGACACACAGCUGAAAGAGAGGACUGCAUGUCUGGCAUGUUCAAACUGGCCCUGACAAAACUAAACUCAUUUAAAAUCCUGGCCAGUCCAAGAAAAUCCCAUAUGAAAUUAAGUUUUCAUCAACUUGUGUACUACGUACCAUUAACCUCCUGAUUAAGCAAUAAUUUAUUUUGCAUUCAAUGCUUUUCCACCUGAUGUAUUCAAACAGCAUGAGACAGUCAAUGCAAUGAAACAAAAUGGAUAUAGGUUUCAUAUUCUGUAUGAAUUAUGUAGAUUAUCAGUCCAUGUGCUAAUAGUACAAACCAGCAAGUGCUGUCACCAUCUGGACAACAAGCAAGCAAAAUUUAUUAACAGUAUAGCACAGGGCAGUGCUAAUGGGGGCAUCAUUAACCAUAUCAUACUGAACUGACUAUUAAAGUUCAAACCUUUAUCUAGUCAGCCUGAUCUGUCUAGAGCACUUUCAUGUCAGAAUCGCCCGUGCCAUUAGGACCACUUACAUUUCCCGUCUGCACAUCACCUUCUUAACUGGCUUGUGCCUUUCCCUUUCGACUCGGUUGGUCAGAUGUAGCGUAAGUGCUCAUCCGACAAAGCAGCAAUCUGAAAUGAAUUGAGAUCGGCCUUUCCUUGCUGGAAAACCGUAGGAUGGUAGGAUGAAAAACGUACACAUGCCAUCUCAUAACAGCCACAUGCCAACAACUGGCUUGUCUUCUUUUUGUUAGCUCAGUCUCAAGCCACGUGCCAAAACAGGUUCUACAAGGGUCCAAAAAAAAUCAAGACAGCGACCAGCCUGCCUCUCAGUGUCCUGCUGCACCAGCUUGUCUCCAUGUGGAAAACGCUGCAUCUAUCAGUUGGAAAUUCUUUAAUGAGCGCUGCUGAAUUUUAACCUCAAUCCUGAAUCCAUGUCACCUCCCGGGGAGAAAGAAAAUAUGUCCUCUCUGGCAAAAUGACUUGCUUUUUUUAAUAUGUAGGCUAGAUAGAGAUAUGCAUAUGUAAUAUAGACCAUCAGGUUUCUGUGGAAGGACUAUGAAGAUUAUAUGGUUUACAGGCUGUUGCAAAAUAACUCCCCCUAGUGUUUGCUUCUUAUGUUUCCCUUAAUAGCAAUUUUAAAAGAAACUUUAAAAAGAAAAAAAUUAGGCAAAAGACAAUCUUAUCCCCUUCUUUGGAAAGGUGUUUCUUGUUCAUUGUUUGAUUUCCAUUCCUUUUUUUUUGUGUGUGCAGCUAUUGUAUACAGUGAGUCUUGGAGACCACAAAAGUAUUUUUAGCCAUAACUGAAGCAUUCUUACUGUACUACGUGAACAGGCAGUGAAACACAGCUAGCUUGCUGUUGAUGGGCUUUUCUUUUUUUGGUGCAAGUGGUCUUUUUAAAGUUUCUACAAUGAUGAAAAGUCACAAAAGACAUUUUUCUGAGAGUGUAAACAUUCCAAACAAGACAGAACAAUUAGCAAUCAACCUUACCAGCAUCAAUUACUGCACAACCUAAGGGUAGAAAUUAACGCCUUAAAUUCAUUUUCCUUUAAUACUAAUGCACUGACAAGAACUGAGUAUCACAGUUGUCAGUUUUGAGGCUUAAUGGUUUGUUUUUUUAAUGCUUGUUCAUAGCAAAUUUAAAUUUCAGUGAAUAGUCUCUGAUGUCACUUGCUGACGGUGGGAGAUUCUAAAAGUGCUACUUCUAAAGCCUCAUGCAUGUGAAAUGCUACGAACUUUGUCUCCAAAGUGGCAUGCUUGAGCAGUCGUCUAGAUCAGGAGUUCCCAGUCCUGGUCACUUGCUGGUUUCCGUUCUGGCUGAGUCUCGCUUACAAACCUGAACCCUUAAUUAAUAAUAAUAAUAGUAAGAUAAAUUCUGAAAUUUUUGUUAUCAGCUCUUUUGGCUUAUAUAGAAUGUUGCCUUUUUGACUAUUUUGUUCGCCAAGUAAAAUUGCAAAGUUUUGAGUAGAAACAAAAUGGCAAAUAUUCCCAUUAAACAACUUAUUAGUUUAAGUAAGGCUUAAAUGAGGUAAUUAAGCUCAGCUGGAAUAAAAGCCCGCUAGUGUGUGAGCUUGAUUGGGACAGAUUGGGGACCCUAAUCUAUCUCCAUGGGUUCCUAAUCCUGGAAACACACACACACACACAGGGUUUUCGUUCCAGCCGAGCACUGAGCUCAACUGAAUCCACAAGUGAACAAACGUUCCUUUCAAGGUCUGCAUUUUUUUAAACUGAAAAAGUUUAAAAGGUUUCAAAUUGAUUUGAUUCAGAGGAUAGGCAGAAUGAAAAUCAGUAAGGUAUGGGCAACCCCAGGACAUGGGACUGUAAGCUGGAUCUUUAGAGCCUGGGGAAUUACAGCAACUGAAUUUGUAAAUUCCAAGUUUAAUACUUACGAACAUUAAUACAAUUAACACUGAUGUCUGAACAUCCAUAUGGAGACUCUGGGUUUUGCUUGUAAGGUUUUUUGCUAACUUAUACAUUGCAUCUGCUUUGGUCAGAUGUAUAUUUCAGAAUGACAAAAUAUUACCUCUGUUUUUUAUUUUUCUAAAGGGGUAGUGUACAGCUACAGUCUAAUCAAUAUGGUUCUGACCAUAGUCUUUUUUAUAAUUUGGUGGUGCUUUAGAUUUAUUUUUUGGUUUUUCCUUGUUUGUUCUCAUGUCCUGGGAGCUGAUGGGCUCAGUUCCUUUUCUAUUUGUACCUAAUACCAAUGUGAAACUUUGUAUUUUUCCUCCUAAUUUUGGACUCAGUGAAAGUGUGAUGUUUACAUGUACAGAUUUUGCGAUUUCUCCCCCCUUCCCCAUGUUUUAAUUUUCUCCCAUUCCCCUGUACUUGGAGGGAAAACUCGACCAUAACGCAAAGUUUAAAAAAAAUAUUUAAGUGGGAAUUUUUUUCCUGGGCGUUUCCGCUCCUCAGCUGUUACCUGGGGAGACACAUCCCAUGGGAUUUACAUGAAGGCUCAAGCAACACUUACAGUUUAUUUUGUACUUACUAUACUCUGCUCUUUGUACUGAGCAAACUCUUGUUACUCUGAUAUCGACAAUAUUUUGUUGCAGUUUGUGUUAAGAAAGUUGAGUCUUAAUGUAACACCCCAGGUAAACCUAUGUACAGAUGUAAUUUUUAAUUAUAAGCCAUUGCAAUCCCAAUAUAAAACUGGGAUUCACUAGCAGGAUAGUUCUAACACUGUAAAAAAAUCCUCAGGAAGAAGAGGGACCCAUGAGUCCUUUUGAAAAACGUCUUAUUUAAAAUGGUCGAUUUCCCUCUUUGCUACUAUAUAAAGUUAUAUCAAAUUCUGUUUUUUUAUAUUUAUUGUGUUAUAUAACAGUGGAUAUUUUUUUUCCAGUACAUGUGGCUAAAUAUUUUAAUUCUUUAGAAAGUGUUGAUAAAUAUAUAUGUGAAGCAACUAAAAGAUGAAAAAAUCUAUUUCUGUUUGUUCAAUGCAAAAUAGCAUGGGCAGUUCUCCUUUACCUUACAUAUCACUUUUGUUAAUGAAAUACCAAUGAGUUUAAAUUAAGCUUUUCCUCAGCGUGAUGUUACCACUAGGUACACACUGGUUUCUGAACACAACAUUGUGGAACUAUUUCUCCUGAGCUGUAUAUCACAAUGCUGAUUAUACUAAUAAAAACAGUAUGCUAUAUCUCAAACAGAA